This is a messenger RNA of Alligator mississippiensis (American alligator), 2520 nucleotides long. RefSeq names its product solute carrier organic anion transporter family member 2B1 (gene SLCO2B1). The transcript is spliced from 15 exons. The record is from RefSeq and is a predicted model, not a curated record. Bases 25 to 2148 code for a protein of 707 amino acids. Gene Ontology annotation, biological process: bile acid and bile salt transport; sodium-independent organic anion transport; transmembrane transport. Gene Ontology annotation, molecular function: bile acid transmembrane transporter activity; protein binding. NCBI's taxonomy places the organism in Eukaryota, Metazoa, Chordata, Crocodylia, Alligatoridae. Gene Ontology annotation, cellular component: membrane.
ACCGGCAGCUGGCUCUGGGCAGACAUGCAAAAAGGGCAGGGAAAAUGGGAAAAGGCAUUUCUUGUGAAACCGGAGUCAAGCCCAAGCCACUCCCCUUGCACACACCCCUUCCACCAGUCCUUAAACGCCCAAUGGCAGGUACGUGACAGAAUGACAGCCACCGUUACAAAGGACAGCUGUCAGGAUCAAUCCAGAAGAACAUUUUACAAGAGUCCAUUUCUCAGCAUCAAGCUCUUUGUGUUCUGCCAUGGGCUCCUGCAGCUCUUCCAGCUCUCCCUCUCCGGCUAUCUGAAGAGCUCCAUUUCCACCAUCGAGAAGCGGUAUGGCAUGUCCAGCCAAACGUCAGGAUUGCUGGCUUCCUUCAACGAGGUUGGAAACACGUUGCUGAUCGUCUUCGUGAGCUACUUUGGAAGCCGAGUGCACAGGCCCCGCUUCAUAGGCUGCGGCGCUCUCCUGGUUUCCCUGGCCGGGUUGCUCAUCUCGAUUCCUCACUUCAUAACCGAGCCCUACAAAUAUGACAAGUCCGUUGCCAGUUUCUUCAGCAAUAAGACGGAUAUCUGUCAGCCUGAUGCUUUGGGGAACAACGGGCUUCCCGACGAUGAGACCUGCGCACCACACAUGGAAAAGGAAAACCGAAUGGUCCUGCUAAUUAUGUUUCUCGGGCAGGCUUUGCUGGGCAUCGGAGUGGUCCCCAUCCAGCCCUUCGGCAUCUCUUACAUUGAUGAUUUUGCCAGCGAGAGAAACUCCCCUCUCUAUUUAGGGAUCCUCUUUGCUGUGACUGUCAUUGGCCCCGGGGUAGCAUUCAUGUUGGGAUCGGCUAUGUUGCGUUUCUACGUGGACUUUGACAAGCUUUCCAAAGAGGAAAUCCAGCUCACCAACCAGGAUCCCCGGUGGGUUGGCGCCUGGUGGCUUGGCUUCCUGGUUGCAGCCAGCCUCGUGGCCCUAUCCGCCAUCCCGUAUUUCUUCUUCCCAAGGGAGAUGCCUAAAGAGGUGGCACGAGAGAAGGAGAGUGAUGCUAAGAAGAGCAAAAGCAUGCUCAGCCAGCUCAGAACUGAAUCGGAUGCAAUGCAGGACGUCUCCUUAAUCAAAUUCGUCAAACUCUUUCCUACAAUCUUAUUGAGAAAUCUCCGACAUCCGGUCUUUCUGCUGGUGGUAUUGGCUCAGGUCAGUCUGUCAGCCAUGGUGGCUGGUUUAGCAACAUUCAUGGGCAAAUUCCUGGAGAGGCAGUUUUCGCUCACAGCAUCUUUUGCCAACAUGAUCAUAGGUGCUGUGAACAUCCCUGGAGCAAUGGUUGGCAUAGUGUUGGGUGGAGCCAUCAUGAAGAAGUUCCAGAUAUCUUUGAAACAAUCUGGCGCCCUGUGUGUCUUUGGCGUGCUCCUCUGUACCCUCUUUGCCUUUCCUCUCCUUUUUCUGGGGUGUCCAACACAGAAGGUUGCUGGCCUUUAUCCAGUAGAAAGUGCUGAAUUUGAUCAACACUCUUUGGAAUGUAACAAGAGAUGUCAAUGCCCUGAUAAAGCCUUUAACCCUAUUUGUGGGUCCGAUGGGACUGAAUACAUUUCUCCAUGUUAUGCUGGCUGCGAAGUUGUAAACCUUGACAAGCUGAAAAAUUCAAUUCUGAAUUACACAAAAUGUAGCUGCAUCCUUGGAAAUGGGCUGGAAGGAUACGCCAAGCCUGGGACCUGCGGCACCAACUGUUCCCGGUUCCUCGUCCCCUUUAUCGUGUUGUCCUGCCUGGCAGGCAUCCUGGCGAGCAUUUCACAUACGCCUUCCUUCAUGCUCAUCCUGAGGACUGUUCAACCCGAAGAUAAAUCCUUUGCUGUUGGGAUUCAGUUUAUGCUGCUGAGAGUUUUAGCCUGGAUGCCAGGACCGGUGCUGUACGGGAGCGCCAUUGACACGACCUGCAUCCUCUGGGAAAGGAAGUGCGAUCAGAACGCCGCGUGCCGGUAUUACAACAACGACCUCUUCAGACAAAGGUACCUUGGACUCCAGCUUUUCUUUGAAGUGGGAGCUCUCCUGUGCUUCUUGGCUGUGUUUUUCAUUCUCAGACAGCAGGAGAGGGAAAUCAGCAGCGCAGAGGAGCCAAAAGCAAACCUGGAGAAGGAGAAGCUGGUGGAAAUUUCAGAGAAAAGCCCAGAUUCCAAAGUCUAAGAGGGAGAACGGGAAUCGCAUUCGGUCCCCGGGGGACGAGAGCCGCGCAGCUUGCCUUUGACUGACUGUGAAGGAGGGAUGGUUGGAUGGAGACUGAGCUGGCAGGGAGACCGCUGCCCAUCUUUCUACUUGGAAUCGACAGCUUUUGCUCUGCCUUUGUUUUUAAAUGCGCUCUUUUACAUCUAACCAGGUCUGAAGGGUGCCCAGGCACGUUCACUUGGAUUCAUCCACCCAUAUGUACCCGUAUCAAUUCCUGUCCUCCUAAGCUUUCGUUCACCUGGCGGGCAGGAGGAAGCCAGUGUUUUAAGCAUUUAAUGCCCACAGUUGAAUUGUUUUAAUAAAAUAUAGGGUUGUUUUUUUACAGUUUAUAAA